CCCCGCACAGACCAAGAGAGAGAAGCCAUGGAGAGUUGUUUCUCCCUGCCUUUGCUUCUCUCAAUCACCUUCUUCAUUUCAAUCUCUCUUCACUACCUCUUUCGCAAACUCAAAACCCACGGCCACCUCAAUAUUCCCAGUGUCAAAAAUUCUCCUCGAAAUGCCCCUCUCCCACCGGGAUCCACCGGGUGGCCCUUCAUCGGCGAGACUUUCCAGUAUCUCUCAAUGGCAAGAAAAGGCCUCCCGGAAAAAUUUAUAGGCGAUAGGAGGGACAAAUACUCCACCAAAGUAUUCAAAACAUCGUUACUCGGGGAACCAAUGGCCAUCUUGUGCACAGCCGAGGGCAACAAGUUUGUGUUCUCAAAUGAGAACAAGCUAGUCCAUUCUUGGUGGCCUCAAUCCGUGGAGAAAAUAUUCCCCCAUUCUAAGAACGGAUUGACCACAAAAGAGGAAUCCAAGAAGCUACGAGAAUUCCUCCCCGCGUUUCUCAAGCCGGAUUCGCUCCGAAAAUACGUGGGAGUAAUGGAUCAGCUCGCGAAAAAGCAUUUGAGUCGUUAUUGGGAUGAUCGCGAGGAAGUUAAGGUUCAUUGCUUGAUGAGGAAGUAUACUUUCACAUUAGGCUGCAAGUUGCUGUUGAACAUCGAUGAUCGUGAGUUGAUAGAUAGACUUGAGGGGCCGUUCAGCAAAAUAACAGCCGGGUUCAUUUCUCUCCCCAUUAACGUGCCCGGAACAAAAUUUAACCGUGCUAUUAGGGCAUCGAGGGAACUUCAUAAGGACAUCAAAGGUAUGAUCAAGAAGAGGAGGAUUGAGCUAUCGGAGAAGGAGGUGCCGAUUGGGGAAGAUAUAUUAUCUCAAAUGGUGGUUGAGAAUGGACAAGUUAUGGAUGAAUGGGACAUGGCCAACAAGAUUCUGGGAUUGCUUACUGGGGCCCAUGACACUGCAAGCAUUGCACUUGUCUCCAUUAUCAAAUUUCUAGCGGAGUUGCCUGAGAUAUAUGAUGGGGUCCUAAGAGAGCAAAUGCAGAUUGCAAAUGAAAAAGGACCCGAGGAGCUACUAACUUGGGGGGACAUAAAAAGGAUGAGGUAUUCUUGGAAUGUUGUAAAUGAAGUGUUGAGGCUCUCACCACCCCUCCAGGGAACUUUCAGAGAAGCCAUUACCGACUUCACGUACGAAGGGUUCCUUAUUCCCAAGGGAUGGAAGAUACAUUGGAAUGCCUACUCCACACACAAGAACCCGGAAUACUUCCCGGAUCCGGAGAGGUUUGACCCGUCUAGACAUGAAGGCGAUGGACCGCUGCCUUAUUCGUUUGUUCCGUUUGGAGGAGGACCACGGAUGUGUCCUGGGAUGGAAUAUGCCCGAUUGGAAAUACUAACUUUCUUGCAUAAUUUGGUGACCAAGUUCAGGUGGGAGAAGGUGUUCCCGGAUGAGAAAAUCAUAAUUGAUCCGAUUCCAUUGCCUGCUAGAGGACUUCCAAUUCGACUUCAUCCUCACAAAAUUCAGAAUUCUUAAAUAAUCACAUGAAAUUGAGUACCCUUUCUCCGCGAUUGCCUGUUCCCUGGUUCAACUUGUGUAGUAGAACUUCAUCCUUUCAUUUUGAAUUCAUCUUUGUCAGACAAUUUCCAGUAAAUGGGGCAAUGCUACUCAUCAGACACCUCACAAAUACACCACGUAAUAGCGUGAGUUCUGCUACCUAUUUUGACGAUCUAAACCGUUUCGUUGUUAGGCCUCUUCAUGUAAUUUGUUGGAUACUACUAGCAAUCUGGAAAAUUACAUUUCUUGGGAAAAUUGGGCCAUUAUAAUUCUCACCAUUCAUCAACUGAUUGGAAUCACGUACGUAUUGAUAUUUGAUCAAUCUAAUUUAUUGCAACGAACAAGUUACACGUCGGGACUGAGAAAGUGAACGGCUCGGAUGGUCAUAACAAGCUGUGGGACCCAACACUUUAU
Messenger RNA from Rhododendron vialii, 1944 nucleotides. Its product is annotated as beta-amyrin 28-monooxygenase-like. Bases 28 to 1509 code for a protein of 493 amino acids. The record is from RefSeq and is a predicted model, not a curated record. Gene Ontology annotation, molecular function: monooxygenase activity; heme binding; oxidoreductase activity, acting on paired donors, with incorporation or reduction of molecular oxygen. Lineage: Eukaryota; Viridiplantae; Streptophyta; Magnoliopsida; Ericales; Ericaceae. Gene Ontology annotation, biological process: sterol metabolic process. The transcript has 4 exons.